This is a messenger RNA of Drosophila erecta, 3325 nucleotides long. RefSeq names its product nuclear export mediator factor NEMF homolog (gene Clbn). The record is from RefSeq and is a predicted model, not a curated record. Gene Ontology annotation, molecular function: ribosomal large subunit binding; tRNA binding. The transcript is spliced from 5 exons. Gene Ontology annotation, cellular component: RQC complex. Gene Ontology annotation, biological process: rescue of stalled cytosolic ribosome; ribosome-associated ubiquitin-dependent protein catabolic process. Lineage: Eukaryota; Metazoa; Arthropoda; Insecta; Diptera; Drosophilidae. Bases 227 to 3211 code for a protein of 994 amino acids.
UUAAAUAUCAUCGAUAUAUUUUAUUUGAAGUUCGUCCAUCGCUAUUUACACCGAUACUUAAUUUCGCAAGGGAAUAUAAUUGUUUUUGUUCGACUUUAUGUUAGGAAUUCAACUUAUCUAACGUAGAUAGCCAACUUGUGAAUACUUAAUGAUAAGUUAAAUUUCUAGAUAGAUUCAUUUUUUGUUUGCUUUCCGUGUUGACAUCGUCAACUUUCGAUUUUGAACCAUGAAGACACGUUUCAAUACCUUCGAUAUAAUCUGCGGAGUGGCUGAACUGCAAAAGCUGGUCGGCUGGCGAGUGAAUCAGAUCUAUGACGUGGAUAACAAGACGUAUCUCUUCCGGAUGCAAGGGACCGGUGCGGUGGAGAAGGUCACUCUGCUGAUAGAAUCUGGCACUAGAUUCCAUACCACUAGGUUCGAAUGGCCCAAAAACAUGGCCCCGUCUGGUUUCAGCAUGAAGUUGAGGAAGCACUUAAAGAACAAGCGCUUGGAAAGGAUUCAACAGCUGGGCAGCGAUCGUAUUGUUGACUUCCAGUUUGGUACCGGCGAUGCCGCCUACCAUGUUAUUUUGGAGCUCUACGAUCGCGGUAAUGUUAUCCUCACCGACUACGAGUUGACCACGUUAUAUAUUCUGCGUCCGCAUACGGAGGGCGAGAAUCUGCGCUUCGCUAUGCGCGAAAAAUAUCCCGUGGAACGGGCCAAACAGCCCACGAAAGAACUGGAACCGGAGGCUCUAGUUAAACUGUUGGAAAAUGCUAGGAAUGGCGAUUAUUUGCGACAGAUUCUAACACCCAACUUGGACUGUGGUCCGGCAGUUAUAGAGCAUGUUCUCCUCUCACAUGGUUUGGACAAUCACGUGAUCAAAAAGGAAGCAACAGAAGAAACACCGGAGGCGGAUGACAAGCCGGAGAAAGGCGGUAAAAAGCAACGUAAGAAGCAACAGAAUACGAAACUGGAACAGAAGCCAUUUGAUAUGAUUAAAGACCUGCCAAUUCUUCAGCAGGCAGUAAAGGAUGCUCAAGAGCUUAUUACUGAGGGAAGUAGUGGAAAAAGUAAAGGCUACAUCAUUCAAGUGAAAGAAGAAAAGCCUACGGAGAAUGGAAAAGUGGAAUUUUUCUUUAAAAACAUCGAAUUUCAUCCCUACCUCUUUAUCCAAUUCAAGAACUUUGAAAAGGCCACAUUUGAGUCCUUUAUGGAUGCUGUUGAUGAAUUUUACUCUACGCAAGAGUCACAAAAGAUUGACAUAAAGACGCUGCAACAAGAACGUGAGGCACUAAAAAAGCUGUCUAAUGUCAAGAAUGACCACGCAAAGCGCCUAGAGGAGUUGACAAAAGUCCAGGAUGUGGACAGAAAGAAAGCAGAGCUUAUUACGUCCAAUCAAAGUCUGGUUGAUAAUGCGAUUCGGGCUGUUCAGUCAGCUAUCGCCAGUCAAUUAUCCUGGCCGGAUAUUCAUGAGCUUGUAAAGGAGGCACAGGCUAAUGGCGAUGCGGUAGCAAGUUCCAUAAAGCAACUUAAGCUGGAGACUAAUCAUAUAUCACUUAUGCUCAGUGACCCUUAUGACAAUGAUGAAGAUGACGAUCUUAAAGCUCCAGAGCUUACUGUGGUGGAUGUCGAUUUGGCUCUGUCUGCUUGGGCCAAUGCCCGGCGCUAUUACGACAUGAAACGUUCGGCUGCUCAAAAGGAAAAGAAAACUGUGGAUGCUUCCCAAAAAGCUCUUAAGUCAGCGGAGCGAAAGACUCAGCAGACACUCAAGGAAGUACGGACUAUAUCCAACAUAGUUAAGGCACGGAAAGUUUUCUGGUUUGAAAAGUUUUACUGGUUCAUCAGCUCUGAAAAUUAUUUGGUUAUUGGAGGAAGAGAUGCACAGCAGAACGAACUUAUUGUAAAGAGAUAUAUGCGCCCGAAAGACAUCUAUGUCCACGCUGAGAUUCAAGGUGCCUCGAGUGUUAUAAUUCAAAAUCCCACUGGAGAAGAAAUACCUCCGAAAACGUUGCUGGAGGCUGGAUCCAUGGCUAUUUCAUACAGUGUUGCUUGGGAUGCCAAAGUGGUUACCAACUCGUACUGGGUAACAAGCGAUCAGGUCAGCAAAACUGCACCAACUGGAGAGUACUUGGCAACGGGAAGCUUUAUGAUCAGAGGAAAGAAGAACUUCCUACCCUCCUGCCACCUGACCAUGGGUCUAAGUUUACUUUUUAAGUUGGAGGAUAGCUUUAUUGAGCGUCAUUUGGGAGAGCGUAAAGUCCGAAACCUGGAUGAUGAUCAAAUAGAUCCAAAUGUUAAAGAAACUGAAGUUGAACAUGACCUUUUGUCAGAUAAUGAAGACGCUGAUGCAAAUCUUAAUGGAAAUCUAUCGGAACCAAGUUCCAAUACCGAAAUUACAGCUUUCCCCAAUACAGAAGUUAAGAUUGAGCACGAUACUGGUCGCAUUAUAGUCAGAUCCGACUCCCUAAAUCCAGAGCUCGAAGCGACUAAAGAGAAUGAAGUUGUCAUAGAAAAAAUUGUGAAAAAACCCGACGACGAAGAAACGACCAUUAUUUUGGCUGGUCCAAGUCGCAAGAAGCAAGUAAGUGCCAAAAAGACCAAGGAAGACAAGGCACGGGCGAAACAGGAGGCUGCCAAACAGGAAGUCGCUCCUGUGAGUACCGAACCCAAAAAUCCAUCCCAAGUUAAGAGAGGUCAGAAGGGAAAACUGAAGAAAAUGAAGCAGAAAUACAAAGAUCAAGAUGAUGAGGAGCGGGAAAUUCGUAUGAUGAUUCUCAAGUCAUCGGGUAAAGAAAAGCCACAGGCCAGCGCCGAUAAAGUGGUGGAAAAAAGUGAGUCAACUAAGGAGUACGUAAAGCCAGAGAAAAGUGCAGCUCCCAAAAACCCAGUCGAACUGGACGAUGCUGAUGAUGUGCCUGUCGGUGGAGAUGUGGACGUACUCAAUAGUCUGACUGGACAGCCCCACGAAGGAGAUGAGCUGCUGUUCGCGAUUCCAGUUGUGGCGCCCUAUCAGGCUUUGCAAAACUACAAGUUUAAAGUAAAGCUCACCCCAGGAACGGGAAAGAGAGGAAAGGCGGCGAAACUAGCACUUAAUAUCUUCGCAAAGGAAAAAGGCUGCAGUGCUCGUGAGAAGGACUUGCUGAAGAGUAUAAAGGAGGAGUCGUUGGCCAGGAAUAUCCCAGGAAAGGUCAAGCUGUCGGCCCCACAACUUCAGAAGUAUCACAAAUAAGUAAAUCAAAAAUAAGUAGAUAUGCAAAAUGUUGAGCCAUAACUUAAGGAAGUGUUAAAAAUGCUUUAAAAAAGUAAUGCCAGUUGAUGAAAAUAAAAGAGAAUGUAUACAGAA